AGCUAUAUUUGAGACGAUCAAUGAAGAACUUGGAGUUCUAUUAUAGUAAUGUAUGACUAAUCUAUCGAUUCAAUAAUCAUGCGCACAUUUCCGUUACAUGGAUUUGCGGAUAUCCGCUUGUAUGCCAACCGGGAAAAAGUAUAUAUAUAACCGGUUAUUCUUAUCGAUUUGACGUUCUGUUAAAACGGCGCAUUAAAUAGUGUAUUAUUAUUUUUUUACUUGCUAAUUUGGCUAGUGCAGCAGAGAUCUAAAUGAAAGGUUUUGACUAGAUUAAAGCUGUCACAACAUAACACGGAAGCGAUGGGACGUGCUAAAAGUAGCACAGCUUAGGUGUAUUUCACCAGAAAAGGCAUUGAUAUGUCGGCUAUGCAAAGCAGUACUCCGUUACAACGGCAGCAUGUUAAACCACAUCAAAUACAGCCAUCGUAACAGAAGUUAAGUGGUAAAUCAAAAACGACCGUCGCGGUAGAGGUAUUAUUAUCAUCCACCAUGUUAGUUUGUCCAUCGAAUAUUAGUACAUUUUAUUGGCGUACCCGUAAAACUUAAAUGAAACGCUGUCUCAAAUAACCGCCUAACUGUCCCUUUUAUUAGUCGACAUGCCCUAGUUUAACCAUUUUAAAAUGGGCUACUCUAAUCAUUCCAAUCCCGAUUUAAAAGGCAAAUGCAGUUUAGCGGUAUUGUUCGGCAGACUUUAGGACCAUGUGGACGCCUGGAAGCAUGAGGCAAGGCUGCUUGUACAGCUAGAUGGUCGUUGAAGUACAGCAAAAGAGAAGCUGCAAUAAAGGAAGAGAAGACACUGUCGAAGAGCACACAUGAGGAAGAUGAGCCGUGCCCUAAAAGAGGGAUGUCAAAGCAAGAACCCAAUACUUCAGAGGUAGCCUUGACAGAAGGUGGGGCUCCAGAGCAGUUUGAGUUUCAGUAUGGACUUGAGGGACCAACAUUUAAGAAUGAGAAUGGGGAGUCCUCCAAGAGCCAUCUGUCCAUCAUCAAAGUAGAACAGCUGGACUCCCUCCUCCCAGACCAAACAGACUCCAGCUGUGGUUCAGGGUCACCUGGGGAUUCGGGGCCUCCUGACUCGUCUGGUUCUGGGUCCAAUACUAGUCCGGCUUCACAGUUUUUCAGGAAGUGCCACCAGGCAGGCUGCACACAAUUCAUCUUCUCGGAGUUCACCUCCCGCCUCAGCACCAUCACUGAGAGGAUCGCAUCCCAGCAGGCCAGCGAGGAAGAUUUCAACCUCACCCUGAAAGUGCUGGAGGCCUCUGGGAUGCUGCCAGAGAUCUUUACCAAAAGAGACCAAGAAAUGGAGAAGAGACUGAGGGAGCUACAGAGAGAGACUGUUGCGGUGAGGACAGCCAGGUCUGCCAUGAGAGAUGCUUGCGUCAUGAGCUUCACCUCAUGACGGAGCACCGCUGAAGAUCAAAUCGGUUUUAUAAGGCGUUAUAACCAGCAGAGCCUGGUUAUAUUCUGACCACUUGACAGAACUAGGAAGGUAUAGGAGUUUUCCCUGGACCAAUCCCCUCGUCAGGAAAAACUUAGAUCCUCCUUUUAACCGAAAUGUAAAUAUUUCAAACCUUUUGUAUUUUACAUAUUUUUCUACCCGUGUUCAAACUUUGACUCUGUGAAAUCUGAACUCUGACAUUUGAAUGCAGUUUUUCACCCUGGCCACUAACUUGAGUGGCAUGUUAUACAUUAAAUGAGUAAUUGGUAAUAUAAUCUUUUGACAGACAUUGGUUCUGAGGUUAUUGGUGGUGAUUUGAUGUUAGUAGGUGAUCCUUAGUCUCCCGCUCUGUACUGUAUAUUAUAUGCUCACUAACCCUUAACAGACUUAAUAUAUCCUAAUAUACUGAAUGUGCAAAUUAGUAGAUCCAUUUUUUUUAUUGACGGUUACUAUCUCCACUAGUACUAUAAGAUUAAUUAUUUAGAAUACACUGUAAUAUAGUACACUUGAGAGGAAAGUUGAGACCUGUGACGUUCUGAGAAUGAAUUAAACUUGUUAUGUAAA
Messenger RNA from Salmo salar (Atlantic salmon), 2002 nucleotides. Lineage: Eukaryota; Metazoa; Chordata; Actinopteri; Salmoniformes; Salmonidae. The record is from RefSeq and is a predicted model, not a curated record.